AUGUCCUCCGGCGUCACCUUCACCCUCUCCAACGGUGUUAAGAUCCCCGGAGUCGGCUUCGGUACCUUUGGCAACGAGGGUGCCAAGGGCGAGACGUACGACGCCGUCACCGUUGCGCUGAAGACGGGUUACAGACACCUGGACUGCGCAUGGUUCUACAAGAACGAGGAUGAGGUUGGCCAGGCCUUGAAGGACUUCCUCAAGGAGAACCCCUCCGUCAAGCGGGAGGACAUCUUCAUCUGCACCAAAGUCUGGAACCACCUGCACCGCUACGACGACGUCCUGUGGUCUCUCAACAACUCCCUGCAGAAGCUCCAGCUCGACUAUGUCGAUCUCUUCCUGGUUCACUGGCCCAUUGCGGCCGAGAAGGAUGGCCAGGAGCAGCCCAAGAUUGGUCCCGAUGGAAAGUACAUCAUCCUCAAAGAUCUGACUGAGAACCCCGAGGAGACAUGGCGCGCGAUGGAGAAGCUCUACGAGGAAAAGAAGGCGCGCGCCAUUGGUGUCUCCAACUGGACCAUCAAGGGCCUCGAGAAGCUGUUCAAGUUCGCCAAGAUCAAGCCACACGUCAACCAGAUCGAGAUCCACCCCUUCCUGCCCAACAACGAGCUGAUUGACUUCUGCUUCAAGAAUGAUAUCCUGCCCGAGGCCUACUCGCCCCUGGGCUCGCAGAACCAGGUGCCCACGACGGGCGAGAAGGUCAGCGAGAACCCUACGCUGAACGAGAUCGCCAAGAAGAACGGCUACACGCUGGCUCAGGUCCUCAUCGCAUGGGGUCUGCGUCGCGGCUACGUCGUGCUGCCCAAGAGCUCGAACCCGGCCCGUAUCCAGUCCAACUUCAAGUCGAUCGAGCUGUCCGACGAGGACUACGAGGCUGUCAACAAGGUCGCUGACCACCGUCACUUCCGCUUCGUCAACAUGAAGGACACCUUCGGCUACGACGUGUGGCCCGAGGAGGCCAAGAAUGCCAUCAGCACCGAGUAA
This is a messenger RNA of Paecilomyces variotii, 981 nucleotides long. RefSeq names its product putative glycerol dehydrogenase. The transcript is spliced from 2 exons. The record is from RefSeq and is a predicted model, not a curated record. Gene Ontology annotation, cellular component: cytosol. Gene Ontology annotation, molecular function: aldose reductase (NADPH) activity. The coding region runs from base 1 to 981 and encodes 326 amino acids. Lineage: Eukaryota; Fungi; Ascomycota; Eurotiomycetes; Eurotiales; Thermoascaceae.